Molecule: messenger RNA, 3300 nt
Organism: Ostreobium quekettii
Lineage: Eukaryota; Viridiplantae; Chlorophyta; Ulvophyceae; Bryopsidales; Ostreobiaceae
Source: the annotation of a GenBank genome assembly
AUGGCCGGCCCGUCGGGUUGGGGCUCCUCCCGGGAGCAGGACACCAGCUUCGCGAGCAGCGACGGCAAGCCAACUGUGGGGAGGCACUCAGGUGUCGUGGGGCUGAAGAACCUGCACAAUACAUGCUUCAUGAACUCCAGCCUGCAAUGUCUGGCUCACACCCCCCCUUUGGUGCAUCCCUUUGUCUCGGGCAGCUACAGGGAUGACAUCAACACAGCCAACUUGCUGGGCUACAAGGGCGAGGUUGCAGAAGCCUUUGGUGAAGUGAUGGAGGAAGUCUGGCUGGGGAGAGACCACUACUACGCUCCAAGGGGGUUCAAGCAAACUGUGUGCAACAAUACUUUCCUGUUUGAGGAGGGUCGACACCAUGACACGCAAGAGUUCUUGGGCUGGGCACUGGAUGGCCUGCAUGAGGACCUGAACAAGGCUGAGAAGAAGCCGUACAGGAAGUUGGAUGACGAUCCAGAUCGGACAGAUCUGCAUGUUGCCCAAGAAGCGUGGGAGUACUACAGGGACCGCAACACAUCGUUGAUGUCUGAUCACUGCACUGGGAUGUACAAGUGCACAACGACUUGCCUGAACUGCGGUUCAGUGUCUCGUCGCUUUGACCCGGUGAUGACCGUCACCCUUCAGCUGCCCCACCCAGCCACUAGGCAUUUCAUCUUCACUGUGAUCGAGGUGGAUGGAUCCAAGGCCCCCUGCCGGCAUGCAGUGGAGGUGGACUGGGAGGGCUCGGUGGAGGACUUGUACACUGCUGUGUCUGGAGCGCUUGGGGUGGAAGACAGUGACAUGAAUGCUGUCAUUUACAUAGCAGUCGUGCAUGGCCAUGCAGUGCAGAGGACACUGCAGAAGAUGCACGAGUCUCUGGACAGGAUCGGGUUUGACGAUGAGCUGGUGGUGUACAAAUACCCCAACAAGGAACAGGGGCCUCUGUCAGGUGGCAUGGAGACCCAUAUCCAACACAGGAAGCCAGCCACCUAUAGUUUUCCCAUGACCUUUGGAACACCUCUCGUGUUCUGGGUCAAAGAGGAGAACAUGGCAGAUGCAACAGAUUCCAAGAAACGGGGGGCACUGCAUGAGAUGCUGGACCGGGCCCUUAGGCCGUACAAACGUCGAGCUGUGGAGCAGGAUGAAGAUUGGGGCAAACAUGGGACCACUGACAUGUGGGCCAGGGGCCAUUAUGAGCAUGCCGCCCAGGCUGUUGGCGAGGCUAGUGGUGAAGACACAAAUGAGUGGGAGAGGGUUGGCCAGCGGAGCAGCGGCAACUCACCGGCUAGCUCCACGCAGUGCGCAUGUGGCAGCGGGGACGAAACCAUGGAAUUUGGUGGCCGGCACUCUUCAGGUGGCAGUGACUGUCUUGAGCCCACAAGGAUCAUUGCAGAUUGUGAACUUGGAAGGGCUGUGGGUGGCAGUGACAUGGAUGAGAAGCAGGAUGCUGGGUCGUCCAAGGGGUGCGCCCCCAGCCCUGAGCGCAGUCCCAUGUGUUCGGACCAGGGUGUGGAUGAUGCUGACGAUGUAGCUGAGGCCUCUCAGCACUGUGCUGAGGAUGGACUGCUGGAUGGAGGGCUGUCCGGGAAGCAGGGCGAAGGGGAGGCGAGCGCUGAGUCUGCCUGCCUGUCAACAGAGUGCAGUGCCCACUGCUCGCCAGGAGGGGGAUGUGCCGCCAAUGUGGAGGUGUCUGAGGAGGCAGCCGCCUGCCCCGAGGAGCAGGACUGCAGUGAGAAGGUUGCGGAGGCACCAGAGCUCAUGUCUCCUGGGGAGCCUGAGGAUCGCAGCAUGAGCCCUCCCACUGCUGUAAGGAGUGGUGGCAAUGGAGUGGAGAUUGGCGAGGAAGCAACCAGCCCGCGUGGCACAUUCUGUUGCCCGGAAGAAGACGACAGGGGCCCAUAUGUGGGCAGUCUUUUUGAUGAGGAUGAUGGGAACCAGUAUGACGGCGAACAGUAUGGGUCAGCAUAUGGCCAUGAACUCAGCGCAGUGACCGAUCGUGGUGCAUUUGGUGGUGCCACAGGCCCAGACAGUGCCUACAGGCUUAGGGAGCUCUGGGGGUGCAUGGGUUACUACUCCGACAGGAAAAGCAGCCAGAAGGACUUUGUGCUGGAGUGGGCAGGCGACCACCACAAGUUCUUUGACCUGUCCUGCUUGGCCAGCCCCGAGACAGACCCCAGCGUGCAAAGGGCGAGGCUGGCACAGAAUCACAAGGCCCACUCUGUGGACCUUGACCACCUGUUUGAAGUCUUCCAGCAGCCCACCCGGCUGUCGGGCCACAACGCCUACGCCUGCGACCGCUGCAAGAAGCAGGUACCUGCGCAGAACUGCUUCAACAUCUUUGAGCUGCCUGAGAUCUUGGUCAUCCAGAUCAAGCGGUUUGAGAACCGGGGCAAUGGCGAGGGCUGGGAGCGCAACAGCAUGCUGGUCGAAUUCCCGAUCGAGGGGCUGGACAUGUCCCCAUAUGUGGCCAUCAAGCAGGACACAGAGCCAGUGUACGAUCUGUACGCAGUUCUCAACCACUAUGGGUCAGUGCGAAUGGGCCACUAUACUGCAUAUUGCCAGCACUUCAACGGAAAAUGGUACCAUUUUGAUGACGAGUACGUCAGCGAGGUGUCCCCCAGGGUGGUGGUGAGCACUGCGGCGUACGUGCUGUUCUACAGGAGACGAGUGGACGCGCAGAAGGACCCAGAGGACAUCGUGUCAAUGGCCAUGAAGGAGCGCAGGGAGAGUGGGAGGGCAUGGCAGAGGACUCUGAGGGAUGGAGGCGUCAACUGCAGCAGUUACUGCAGGAGCAGGGACAUGAACUCCAGCAGGUUCCAAUACCCCAGCACCUCUAGCCCAACGUGUUCAAGGUACUCUGAGGGACCUGGAGCAGCAGUUGGCUGGGAAGCGUGUGCUACAAACUCGAGCAAUGGCCCUGGCCACUUUGCUGGCUCUGGGGACUCGAGCAACGGGAAUGCCUAUCUCCUUCCUGGUGGUCCAAUCCUCCAAUCGGGCAACGACACAUAUGGGGAGUGGAACAAGUCGAGCUACUACCAGAAUAGCAACUUUUCCACCUGGGAUAUUGGGUCCUCCAGCAACAAGCAUUGGUCUGACACCGGUGAUGCUCAUUUGGGCACAUCCGAGCCUGGCACUGAAUCAGACAAGGAAAACAAGGUGCAGGACACUGCUGGGGGUACCGGGAUGGAGCUCGUGUUGUACACUCCCCCGAAACCACUUCCGAUCAAUGAUCGAUCGGAGCAGCCUAAGGCUGAAAAUGGGCCCUCUGAAAAUGGGUCAGACGACAGGCAGGUGUGUAACAUUAGCAGGUGA